CCCCCUCUUGGCCGCUUCCGAUGUGUGUGGUGGCUGCGUCUGCGGAUGGAACUCCGAAGAUCUGGUCCGUUUCGCCAGGGGAGUGCCUCCGCACUCUGGAGGGCAGCGCUGGCCAGAUGGCAUUCCGCAAUGGUUCGCCGAAGCGGCAGCGAGGUAGUGGCUGUCUCCAUUGACGGCGCGACGAAAGCGCGGUCCACCGCGCCAAGGGAGUGCUUGUGCACGCUCGGGGUUGAAGAGGACAAAGUGGGCAGCGCAAUAUUUUCGUCCACUGGGCAGGAGGUCGUGACAAUAUAACAACUUGUAGCACCGCAUAAUUGGUUAAUCUCCUCGGGAGCAUGUCUGCGCGCGCUAUCGCGCGAGUAGUAAGUAAAAGGCGGCGUGUUCUCGAGCAGCGGCCAGGCGAUGCUGGCCCUCUCGCGUGGCGGGCUUGCCAACGAUGUGGUCAGCUGUUUCUGGGGAGUGCCUGCGCGGUCCUGGCGCCAGAGGGCUUGGAUGAGCGGCUCUAUGCCGCACUGCCCGCACGAGACGGGCAAGAGGUGCUGACCAGUCCGGAAACGCUUUCGCGAAGAUGUGGUCCGUCGCCACGGGAGAACGCCUCGGCGUCUGGCAAGGGCGCGAGGGCGCCGUCCCGCCGCGGCCCGCGGCCUGCUCGCCCGACGGUAGCGCUGUGCUGAUGGGCUCCGACAGCGGCGCGUCGGGCAUUCGGCUGGUUGCUACUGGGGAGUGCCUCUGCACGCUGCAGGGCCACGAGGGGCGCGAGGUCUUUGCUGCGUUCUCACCCGACGGGCUGGAGGCGUCGACGACUUCCGGGGGGGGCGCCGCGAGGAUUUGGUGUGUCACCGCCGCGGGCUGCCUUCAUGCAGUCGAACGCGUCAUGCCGUUCGCCGCGUCCUACUCGCCUGUCGGACAGAACGCGCUGGCGCCAUCACCCGACGGCACAUCGAUUAUACGAUCCGCGUCUGGGGAACGCCUCCAUCAACUGCAAGGCACCAUUGCUAGUUUCACAUCGCGUGCGUUAGGUCGUCUUUCAGGAUGCUUAAUUUGUUCCAUGCUACAGUUUGGUUGUUUCGAGGGCACUCUCUUGGCAUGAACGCGGCAAGCUCGAC
Molecule: messenger RNA, 1106 nt
Organism: Prorocentrum cordatum
Lineage: Eukaryota; Dinophyceae; Prorocentrales; Prorocentraceae
Source: the annotation of a GenBank genome assembly